AUAAUUAAUAAUAAAAAAAAAUAAAAGUACUUUGAAUGGACUAAUAAGAAAUAGAGUCUUUUUUAUCUUAAAUUUAUAAAAAUGAAACUCAAAUGCAAAGAAUGAUAAAAGAGGUUAAUUCCUUAUAUGAGUUAGAAUAAGAUUAAUAUUAGAUUGAGUUAAGUGAAGAAAACAAUGGAAUUAGUAUUUUAGUGGAAUUAUAAGAAUAACUUUUAAACAAUGAGCAAUUAAAAUAUUUACUUUAAUUUUAACCAAUCUAAUUUGAAAUAAUUUUGGAUUAAAAAUUUCCAUUCUCAUUGCCAAAAAUAUAUUGUCUAUCUACAUUUUCAUAGCCUACACUUGCUGAUGGACGUGAGUUACUUUAAAAUAUUUUGAAUAGCUAAUGGAGCCCUUAAAUACUUUUAUUUUAAAUAGUCUAAUAAUUGCCUGAAUUUUUAUUAUAAAUUAUUGAGAACUUAUAAAACAGAAAUUAUUUGAUAAACGUUGGAAAAUUCAUUAAUGGAGACCAAUAUAAUUUGGAACAGUUCAUUUAACUUAAUGAUAUAAACAUAAUUGAAGCGGAAUAAUAAGUGAAUAGUUAAAUAGUAGAAAGAUAUAUUGUUCUAUCAGAAUCUUAUUUCUUAAAUUUAGAAAUUGUUGAUAAGGAAUAGAAUAUAGUCAAGCUUUACUCGAAUUAUUAAUUGGGUUUUUUAAAUAAUAUUUAAAGAUAAAAUGAUGAUGAAAACAUGUUGACUUUUAAUUGGAAAGAUUCUAAUGAUGAUAAAAUAUUUGAAAUAUUUUCAGUAAAAUAAAGCUAAAAAUUGAUAGAAAUAAUAAUAUAAUAUAUGGAACAAAAUGGUGCUGAAAUAAAAAACCAAAAUUAAUUUUAAGAAAUCCCAGAAGAGUCAGUUACUUUAUAGUUUUAUUAAUCAGUUGAUAUUAAUUAAAUAUAAGAUGAUAUAUAUAAUUGUGAAUAACAAUUAAAAGAUAAUCUAACUUUAAAUAAUAUUAAUUUACUUAUGGAAUUAUAUUAAAAAGCAAUAGAAUAUUAUUCAGCCAUAAAUAAUAAUGUUUAUACAGAUUAUAUUCAAAGAUUAUAAUAAUUAUUAAGCUAAUCUGAAAUUCAAGAAGUUUUAAAAACAGAAGAAUAAUCUUUAAUUAUGGAAAGAAGUAAAUCUAAUGAAUUACAAUAAAAAAUGAAUACUCAAUAAGAGCAGAUAAAUGAAAAGCUAUAAUAAAACAAAUAUUAAGAAUAAUAAAUAAAGACAUAAUAACAAGAAUAAAAUUUAAAAUAAUAAGAAAAUAAAUAAAUAGAAUUAUAACCUAUUUCAAAUGAAUCUGAAAGUAAAAAUUAAGAAAAAGAAGAAGAAAAAUAAAAUUCAGAAAAUUCUUCUGAAAAUUUAAAAAAAAAUCAUUAACUAGAAUAAUAAUAAGAAUAAGAUAAAUAAGAUUAAUAGGAAUAAUAAGAAUAAUAGGAAUAAUAGAAAUAAUAAGAAUAAUAAAAAUAAUAAGAAUAAGAAUAAGAAUAACAAGAAUAAUAGAUAUAGUAAGAAUAAUAGGAAUAAUAAUAAUAAUAGGAAUAAUAAUAAUAAGAAGAAUAAUAAGAAUAAUAGUAAUAAUAGGAACAAUAAGAAUCAUAAGAAUAAUAAGAAUAAUAAGAAUAAUAAGAAUAAUAAGAAUAAUAAGAAUAAUAAGAAUAAUAAGAAUAAUAAGAAUAAUAAGAAUAAUUAGAAUAAUAGGAAUAAUAAUAAGAAAAAUAAGAAAAAUAAGAAAAAUAAGAAAAAUAAGAAAAAUAAGAAAAAUAAGAAAAAUAAGAAAAAUAAGAAAAAUAAGAAAAAUAAGAAAAAUAAGAAUAAUAAGAAUAAUAAUAAGAAUAAUAAUAAGAAUAAUAAGAAUAAUAAGAAAAUGAAAGCAUUGUAAGUUAAACAACAGAAACAACUGAAACUUAUGAAGGUGAACAAAAAAGCGACUAAAAAAAAAAGAAAGCCCCCCCAUCAAGGGUAUCAAAAAAGAAAAAAUGA
This is a messenger RNA of Ichthyophthirius multifiliis, 2000 nucleotides long. RefSeq lists its product as hypothetical. Lineage: Eukaryota; Ciliophora; Oligohymenophorea; Hymenostomatida. The record is from RefSeq and is a predicted model, not a curated record. The transcript is spliced from 9 exons.